AUGAGACCACCACAACCACAAAAACCUUCCUCCGGGUCCCAAUCCCAGCCAUCAUCCAAAACCCUAACCUUCGCCACCCCCCUCCCCCAAUCCCCCCGCUCCGACAUCCUCGAAUGGGCCCUCCCCAAGCCCUUCUCGCACUACGUCCUCACCGGCAAAUCGCGCGCAGCCUGGCACACCUCCUUCGUCAUUCCCCAACUCAACUUGUUGCUCGACGCCGGCUUGGUGGUGAACAACUCUCGCCCGAAACACAUCUUCAUCACGCACGGCCACAACGACCACGCCUUGCUGUCUCCCGUCUACAUCAAGCGGGAAGAUCCGCCCGACUUUCAUUGCCCUGUGGGCAUGAAACAGGUGUUGCAGGAUUAUCUUCGGGCGAACACGAUGCUUAACCUGGGUGGACUGAUAGCGCCGAGGCCGGGGAAGGAGAUCCCCCUGGUAGAAAAGGAUCCGGAAACGGGGGAGGUGGUUAAAGAAGUGAUUCGGCCGACACAUGUCACCUACGGCUUGGAAGCGGGAGAUGUCGUCCCGCUAAGGAGGACGAAAAAUAUCAGCGCUGUGGCGUUUGCUUGCGAUCACACCGUUCCUUGUUUGGGGUACUUGUUUCAGCAGACGACGCAUAAACUUAAGCCGGAGUUUGCUAGCCUGCCGCCUAAGGAGCUGAAGGCUAUCAGGGCUAGCGGACAGGAACUGACGGCGCCGGUUACGACGCCCAUGUUUGCGUUUUUGGGGGAUACCACUACCAAGACGCUGGAGGAAGAGCCGAUGAGGGGGUGGCUGGAAAACGACAAGCUGCCGGUGGUGAUUACCGAGUGCAGCUUCUUGUAUGAGGAGCAUAGGGCGCAGGCGGAGAAGACGAAGCAUACGCUUUGGGCGGACUUGGAGAAGGUAGUCAGGAGAUACCCCGCCACGACGUUUGUGGUGAUGCAUUUUAGUUUGAGGUAUAGUGUGGGAGAGGUGAGGAGGUUCUUUAAGGAGAGGGCAGAGGGAUUGGAGAAUGUGGUCGUUUGGGUGGAUGGGGAGGGGGAUGAUGGGGAUGAUGCUGGGGGCGGAGAGGGGGAGGUGGGGGAUGAGGAUUGA
This is a messenger RNA of Sordaria macrospora k-hell, 1080 nucleotides long. RefSeq lists its product as uncharacterized. NCBI's taxonomy places the organism in Eukaryota, Fungi, Ascomycota, Sordariomycetes, Sordariales, Sordariaceae. The record is from RefSeq and is a predicted model, not a curated record.